AUGAAGAUCAAGGAAAGGAGUCCAUCAACGUUGCAAGAAGCUAUUGAGAUGGCUUCGAACUUUGAGUUUGCACACCACUCGGAAAAACCUCCUCGAGUACCUUCGAAACUGCAAUCAUCGGACUCGGGGCAUCGUCCUUCUAAAACUAAACAGCAGAAUCUCAACCGUUCUGAUAAGAUGAAGGGGAAGAGCGAUGAUUGGACCAAGGCAGCUACGUGCAACAAUUGUGGUGUAGUUCGUCACAUUUCUCCGCAAUGUACUCAGCCAAAACGCAAAGAAGCACGCCGCUACAUGAGUGGCACGGUCUACGCUAUUCUUAAGUCUGAGGCUCGAGCAUCCAGGACGAAAUAUCAAGAGAGGUCCGUCUCGAUAUUCAUUGACAACGACAGUAGCCUCAACGGUGUAACUGAAGAGUUGGUGCAAGGUUUGAAUGUCACCGUAGGUGGCAUGAUGCAAAUUGAUCUCGGAUAUGAUCAAGUGGUUCAUCGUUCACGUCAAACCAUAGAGAUGUCUCUACAGUUACCAGGGUGUCCAUUAACUACUGGAACUUUUCAAGUCAUGCCCGUCCCUGAAGGAAAGGAUGUUGUACUAAGCAUGAUGUGGCUGCGAGUACAGAAUUCUAAUAUCGACCGGAACACGGGACGCGUAUCCCCUCGCAUCAAAGUGGAGAGCACAGAAGCUGCACAGCUGAAGUCGUGGAGGAAUUGCCCAGCCAGAUCACAUGGUGUCAAUGGACAACAUGGAAGCACGAAGCUUAUUGCGACCAAGCAAUUCGAGUGGAUGUUGCGCCGUGAUAAGGAUAUUGGGGCAAUGUUUGUCGUGAGCCCACAUGACUCUGAGAAGGCGGAGCGCUUCAAGAGUCAAGUUUGGGAAGCUCUCAAGAAUAUUCUUGCGUCCGAGACGUUACGCAAGUAUGCAUAUACUGUUUGCCGCACGGAACUUUCCAGUGAAACACCACCUGUACGUGAUGGUAUUGAGCAUGAUAUCUUGCCCAAGCCUGGCACGACACCAAUUUCGGUCAAACAGUGGCGCCGAAGUCCUGAUCAACGCAAAACGAUUCUGGAAAGGACCAAAGAGAAGAUUCAGGCUGGCAUUAUUCGACCAAGUACGUCAGCAUUUUGUGCACCGACUUUUUGUGUGAAGAAACCAGUCGGUUGGCGUAUUGUGCACGACUAUCGCCAAUUGAAUUUGGCUACAGUUCUACCGGCUAUUCUUAUGCCUCGCAAAAAAUAUAACUUUGAUGCUAUGGCCGGCAGCUAUUGGUACUCGUGCAUGGACUUACUCUGGGGUUACUAUCAAGUAAAGUUACGAGAAUCGGAUACAUCUUUCACGGCUUUUCGACUCCAGUCGAAGGGUUUCAGGGACUUACGUGACGUGAUGCGAAUCUACUUCAAAAACAAUUACGUGUACACCGAGAGCGAAGUUGUCAACGAACACUUCGCCGCGUUGGACGACUUUAUGAAGAGAUGUGAAGCGUAG
Plasmopara halstedii is the source of this 1479-nucleotide messenger RNA. Its product is annotated as FOG: Transposon-encoded proteins with TYA, reverse transcriptase, integrase domains in various combinations. The record is from RefSeq and is a predicted model, not a curated record. NCBI's taxonomy places the organism in Eukaryota, Oomycota, Peronosporomycetes, Peronosporales, Peronosporaceae. The coding region runs from base 1 to 1479 and encodes 492 amino acids. The transcript has 3 exons.